AUGUCACUUUCUUGUGCCAAAAACAUCUUCCAGAGGUUCGGGGUAGAUGAAUUCCACAUGGGAAGUUUUGUCCAUAGCAGCUUUUUAUCCAAUGAUCCUCUGCCAUCUCUUGGAGCCCGAAUGAACCAGGAAACUAAACUACAAAGAUACAUAAUCUCCCCUUUCAAUCCUCGAUAUAGGGCCUGGGAGAUGUUACUGGUUGUUCUAGUCAUAUACUCAGCUUGGAUUUGCCCUUUUGAAUUUGCCUUUAUGCCUUACAAGAAAGACGCACUAUUCAUUAUAGACAACAUUGUUGAUGGCUUCUUUGCCAUUGACAUCGUGCUGACAUUCUUUGUGGCAUACCUAGAUAGCCAUUCUUAUCUCCUUGUUGAUGAUCCUAAGAGAAUUGCAAUCAGGUACAUAUCUACCUGGUUUGCUUUUGAUGUAUGCUCAACAGCACCAUUUCAGCCCAUUAGUCUCCUUCUCACUAAUCAUAGCAGUGAGCUUGGCUUCAAAGUUCUUAACAUGUUUAGAUUAUGGCGUUUGAGACGAGUCAGUUCUCUCUUUGCAAGACUUGAAAAGGACAUCCGCUUCAAUUAUUUCUGGACAAGGUGCACAAAACUCAUUGCUGUAACCUUGUUUGCAGUGCACUGUGCGGGAUGCUUUAACUAUCUAAUUGCAGAUAGGUACCCCGAUUCCAAAAGAACAUGGAUUGGUGCAACGAACCCAAAUUUUAAAGAAGACAGUUUAUGGGACAGAUAUGUAACUGCAAUAUACUGGUCCAUUGUCACGCUUACUACCACUGGCUAUGGGGAUUUACAUGCUGAGAACACAAGAGAGAUGCUAUUUGAUAUCUCUUACAUGCUGUUCAACUUGGGUUUAACUUCAUACAUCAUUGGAAACAUGACUAACCUUGUAGUCCACUGGACCAGCCGCACCAGAAAUUUUAGAGAUACUGUCAAAGCAGCUUCUGAAUUUGCUUCAAGAAAUCAUUUGCCCCACCGCAUAGAGGAUCAAUUGUUGUCACACAUAUGUUUGAGGUUUAAAACAGAAGGAUUGAAGCAGCAAGAAAUAUUAAAUGAUCUGCCAAAGGCAAUUCGUUCAAGCAUUGCAUGCCAUCUUUUUUUUCCUGUCGUUCAGAAGGUCUACCUCUUCCAAGGAGUUUCCCAUGACUUCCUUUUCCAACUGGUUUUAGAAAUGGAAGCUGAGUAUUUCCCACCCAAGGAAGAUGUGAUACUGCAAAACGAGUCUUCUACAGACCUUUAUGUGCUGGUUGCAGGGGCAGUGGGUUUCGUUCGCUACAUUGAUGGGCUUGAUCAAGUAAUCGGGAAAGCAAUUGCAGUAGAAACAUUUGGAGAGAUUGGAGUUUUGUAUCAUGUGCCACAGCCUUUCACAGUUCGGACCACAGAGCUUUCUCAGAUUUUAAGACUCAACAGAACAGCCUUAAUGAAUGUUUUACAAGCAAAUCCAGGAGAUGCACAAAUUGUAAUGGAUAACCUUUUAAUGAGAUUAAAGGGGCAUGAAGAGAUGGGCUUUGAAUAUCCACGUGUAGAUCCUGGAUUGGGUCUUCAUGAACUGCAUCACGAAGGCAACACAAGAGGAAGCUCUUCUCAUGAGUGUACAAGUAAUUCACACGGGCAUUCAUUAAAGCAGGAAGAGAAGUACAUAAAUAUCAGAGACUCAGAGACCAGUUUGCAUAAGGUGACUAAUGAUGAUCAGUUAGUUAUUAAACAUAACAUGAUCCCUGAGGAUGGCAAAAGAGAUCUUCAUGCCGCUUCAAAGAAAAAGAAUCUAGACAUGGUUGAAAUUCUGCUUGAAAGAGACGCAAAUACCAAGAACCAAAAUGCCAUAGGGGGGACACAAAAAGCUCUAGUAGAACAGCUAAAAAACAAGAGCGUUUCUGACCAAAUAAUGAGUUCUGAAAGCGAGAAGAAAUCAGAUGAAUAUAGAAUAAAGAUUGCUGAGCCAGAUAUCCUUAACCUUGACAGGAAUGGCACAACAAGAAACAGAAGAGAAGAUGGUAUUAGAUCCAUCAACUUGCCAUUAGAGAAAGUAUACACAAACUCCAAUUCAAGAAAUUCUAACUUUUCAAGUGAUAGAGAAGCGGCAAGAUUCAUCAAGAAGAGAAUAACAAUCCACUUGCUAUGCGGAUCCAGAAGUGCCUUACAGGGAGAGCCUGGAAAACUGAUAAUUUUACCUGAUUCAUUAAAAGAGCUGCUCAAGAUUGCUGGUGAAAAAUUUGGCGGCUUCAACCCGAAAAAAGUUAUUAAUACAGAGAAUGCAGAGAUAGAUGACAUAAAUGUCAUCAGAGAUGGUGAUCAUCUCUUUCUUCUUUGCAGCGAUAGUGAAAAAUUGAGUUCAUGAUGAUACCGAUGUAGAUAUGAAGAUAGAUAGAACCUUUAGGAAGGUAAUGGUAAA
Messenger RNA from Gastrolobium bilobum, 2397 nucleotides. Its product is annotated as potassium channel KAT2-like. The record is from RefSeq and is a predicted model, not a curated record. Gene Ontology annotation, biological process: potassium ion transport; transmembrane transport. The coding region runs from base 1 to 2343 and encodes 780 amino acids. Gene Ontology annotation, molecular function: protein binding; voltage-gated potassium channel activity. NCBI's taxonomy places the organism in Eukaryota, Viridiplantae, Streptophyta, Magnoliopsida, Fabales, Fabaceae. Gene Ontology annotation, cellular component: membrane. The transcript has 11 exons.